AUGUGGUAUAUAUAUUGUUGCUUACCGGUUAUUGCUGUCAUAGGCGUUAUUGGCGUUAUAGUCGUUAUUGGCGUUAUAGUCGUUAUUGGCGUUAUAGACGUUAUUGACGUUAUUGGCGUUAUAGUCGUUAUUGGCGUUAUAGACGUUAUAGUCGUUAUUGGCGUUAUAGACGUUAUUGACGUUAUUGGAGUUAUUGACGUUAUAGUCGUUAUUGACGUUAUAGUCGUUAUUGGCGUUAUAGGCGCUAUAGACGUUAUUGGCGUUAUAGUCGUUAUUGGCGUUAUAUGCGCUAUAGACGUUAUUGGCGUUAUAGUCGUUAUUGGCGUUAUAUACGUUAUUGACGUUAUAGACGUUAUUGGCGUUAUAUUCGUUAUUGCCGUUAUAGUCGUGAUUGGCGUUAUAGACGUUAUUGGCGUUAUUGGAGUUAUUGGCGUUAUAGUCGUUAUAGACGUUAUAGUCGUUAUUGGCGUUAUAUACGUUAUUGACGUUAUAGACGUUAUUGGCGUUAUAGACGUUAUAGACGUUAUUGGCGUUAUAGUCGUUAUUGGCGUUAUAGUCGUUAUUGGCGUUAUAGUCGUUAUUGACGUUAUAGUCGUUAUUGGCGUUAUAGACGUUAUUUGAGUUAUUGGCGUUAUUGGAGUUAUUGGCGUUAUAGGCGUUAUAGACGUUAUAGGCGUUAUAGACGUUAUUGGCGUUAUAGACGUUAUUGGCGUUAUAGACGUUAUUGGCGUUAUAGUCGUUAUUGGCGUUAUAGUCGUUAUAGACGUUAUUGGCGUUAUUGGCGUUAUAGUCGUUAUUGGCGUUAUAUACGUUAUUGACGUUAUUGACGUUAUUGGUGUUAUAGACGUUAUAGACAUUAUUGACGUUAUUGGCGUUAUAGUCGUUAUUGGCGUUAUAGUCGUUAUUGGCGUUAUAGUCGUUAUUGGCGUUAUAGACGUUAUUGGCGUUAUAGACGUUAUUGGCGUUAUAGACGUUAUUGGCGUUAUAGGUGUUAUUGGCGUUAUUGGAGUUAUUGGCGUUAUAGUCGUUUUUGGCGUUAUAUACGUUAUUGACGUUACAGACGUUAUUGGCGUUAUAGUCGUUAUUGGCGUUAUAGACGUUAUGGCGUUAUCGACGUUAUUGGCGUUAUUGGCGUUAUAGUCGUUAUUGGCGUUAUAGACGUGAUUGGCGUUAUUGGCGUUAUUGGAGUUAUUGGCGUUGUUGGCGUUAUUGUCGUUAUUGGCGUUAUAUACGUUAUUGACGUUAUAGACGUUAUUGGCGUUAUAGUCGUUAUUGGCGUUAUAGACGUUAUUGGCGUUAUUGGAGUUAUUGGCGUUAUAGUCGUUAUAGACGUUAUUGACGUUAUUGGCGAUAUAGUCGUUAUUGGCGUUAUAUACGUUAUUGACGUUAUAGACGUUAUUGAUGUUAUAUACGUUAUUGGCGUUAUAGUCGUUAUUGGCGUUAUAGACGUUAUUGGCGUUAUAGACGUUAUUGGCGUUAUUGAAGUUAUUGGCGUUAUAGUCGUUAUUGGCGUUAUAUACGUUAUUGGCGUUAUAGUCGUUAUUGGCGUUGUAGACGUUAUAGUCGUUAUUGGCGUUAUAGUUGUUAUUCGCGUUAUAGAUGUUAUUGGCGUUAUAGUCGUUAUUAGCGUUAUAGACGUUAUUGGCGUUAUAGUCGUUAUUGGAGUUAUAGUCGUUAUUGGCGUUAUUGACGUUAUUGGCGUUAUAGUCGUUAUUGGCGUUAUAGACGUUAUUGCCGUUAUAGUUGUUAUUGGCGUUAUAGUCGUUAUUGGCGUUAUAAAAAAUAUAAAAAUAAGAAAUGAAUUUAUCCAAAAGGUCUCUUAUACAAAAUUUUUGGGUGUACUAAUUGAUGAAAAUUUAACGUGGAAAAAUCAUAUUGAUUCUAUAUAUAUGUAAAACUAUUAUCAAGUUUACUGGACUAAUUUCAAAAUUGCGACAUUUUACGAGCUUGAACACUAUAAAGUUGACCUAUUAUGCUUUAGUUUAUCCAUACCUUACAUAUGGUAUUAAAUUUAGCUUGGGGUAAUACAUACCCUUGGAAAAUUGAAAAGCUUUUCAGAAUUCAAAAGAAGAUUAUUCAAUUAAUGAAAUUUAAAUCAUACACAGAAUAUACAAAACCGCUAUUUAAUGAUUUGAAAAUAUUAAAUAUUUUCAAAAUUAACGAUUAGCUUACCAGCUUAUUUAUGUACCGUUGCAACAGUACUAAUGAUUUACCCGACAUUUUUAGUGGAUAUACUUCAUAAAAAAUUCAAACAUUCAUGAACAUUGCACGCGAAAUUCAAAAAAAUUGCAUAAAGUUUAUACAAGAACAAACUAUAGAAAACAAUCUGUUGUUAGUUAAGGUAUUGACAUUUGGAAUAAUUUAAGUACUGAGUUAAAAAAUAUUGGAUCUUAUAUGGUUUUCAAAAAAAAUGUGAAAACAUACUUUAUAUCACACCAAUCAGCCAAUUAAUCAUCCUAUUUUAAUGUAUAAAGUUUAAAAAAUCUGAAAAAUCUUGUAAAUAGACAAACUUUCCUUUAAAAACCAUCACAAUUGUAUAUAUUUUCGUUAUUAUAUUAUGUACUAUUCUUAUGACAUCAUGAAAUUAUACUAAGUAAAAAAUGUUUUGUUAUAACGGGUGUUUGUAUUCCGAGUAAUGAGUAAUGAGUCAUUAAUGAGUAAUGAGUAAUGUAUGAGUAAUGAGUAAUGAGUAAUGAGUAAUGAGUAAUUAGUACUUAGUAAUGAAUUUUCGUACUUGCUUUGGAAAGAUAAAUUAAACUAAUUAAACUAGCAGGAGAUGCCAUUCACGACUCCUUACUACAUAUCUUUAACCUUGUACUGGGCACUGACAUUUUCCCAGAUGAUUUAAAACUUGCUAAAAUAAUACCUAUUCAUAAGGUGACAAGGCGGAAUGCGGAAACUACCGGCCUAUAUCUGUAAUUCCUACUGUCGCCAAAAUCCUUGAAAAGAUUAUAUACGACCAAUUAAGUUCAUAUAUCAAUGACAACGACAUCAUUUGUAAACAGCAAUUUGGCUUUAGACCAAAUCAUUCUACAGAAACUGCCCUAUUAAAAUGCACAGAUCAAUGGCUACUCAACAUGGAUAAAGAAAUGGCAAAUGGAGUGCUAUUUUUGGAUCUUAAAAAAGCGUUUGACACGGUUGAUCAUUCUAUUCUCCUACAAAAGCUAUACCAAUAUGGUAUAAAGGGUACUCCUCUAAAAUUACUAGCAUCUUACUUAAACAACAGAAAACAAGUUUGUGUCAUUAAUAACAAGUCAGGCCAAGAAACAGUUCAAUGUGGAGUACCACAGGGUUCCAAUCUGGGACCAUUGCUAUUCUCAUUGUACAUAAAUGAUUUACCAAUGUGCCUUGAGUACACACAAGCAUCCAUGUUUGCUGAUGACACCAAUCUAUCAUGCACAGGAAGGACCCCAGCCGAAAUUGAGCACAAACUAAACGCUGACUUAUCCAAUGUUAACGACUGGUUAGAAGCAAAUAGGUUGACAUUGAACACAGACAAAACAGAAUUUAUGAUAAUAGUCUCAAAAAGAAAACUUAAUCAAUUUCGCACUGAUAUUCGUAUACAUAUAAACGGAUCCAUUAUUAAACAAGUUAAGCAAAAAAAAACCUUAGGUACUACAAUUGAUAACGAACUAAGGUGGACUGAACACAUUAAUGAGCAAUGCAAAAAACUUUCAAGUGCAAUAGCUCUGCUUAGAAAGGCAAAACCACACGUACCUUACAACGACUUACUCCGUAUUUACAAUUCCCUGGUAGUUCCUUACUUUACAUACUGUUCGACAGUUUGGAACGAUGGAAACAAAACAAAUUUGGAAAAACUUUAUAAAUUACAAAAGCGAGCCGCUCGUAUAAUUACUGGAUUAAACUAUGAAACAAGAUCAAAAACAAUCCUCCAGAGUCUAGGUUGGCAUCCAAUAGAUAACAUUCUUAAAAAAUGAGAAUUUCUAAUUACGUUUAAGGCUAUCCGAGGUAUAGCGCCGGAGUGCAUCUGUAAUAUGUUCUCCUACUGUGAUAAUAGAAGUCACCACAUGCGGAGCAACGGGCGGAAACUAA
This is a messenger RNA of Paramuricea clavata, 4053 nucleotides long. The record is from the annotation of a GenBank genome assembly. Lineage: Eukaryota; Metazoa; Cnidaria; Anthozoa; Malacalcyonacea; Plexauridae.